CCACCCAACACGCCCCGACCGCGAAACCUGGCUUGAGCCUUAUACGAGAUCCGUCUUAUAUAUAAACCCGAAACGCUCCCUCAACCCCAGCACCCAUCCACCUCUGAUGUCAGUGCCGUCACCCGGACUCCUGCGUCGCGCCUCGUCGGUGUCGGGCGGGCAGCUUCCUUCGCUGUCGGUUGCCGACGUUAUCCUUCAGGCUAGCAGUCCGUCGUCUGACAAGAGGGUCGAGCCUCGCGAUUGGAAGACUGUACCUGUAUCAGACGUUGUUGCUGGCCAGAACUUGGUCACGAUUGAUGGGGAUACGUCUCUCGAGGAUGCUUGCCAGAUGUUGAUUGACCGCGACAUGACCUCCAUCCCUGUUCGACUCAAGGACGGCGAGAGGGGCAUUUCUCAUACUUUCGACUUUACCGACCUUAAUGCCUUCCUUCUCCUCGUUCUUGGCGUCGGGCACCCCGUUGAAGAUGCGGGAUCGUUCCAGGACUUGGUGAUGCGCGCGCGAACUGGCGGCAAGGUGCCCGUUGCGCGUAUCUCCGAUAUGGCACCGAAGGAUCCUUUCGUAACUGUGCCCUCCAAUGAAGGGUUGGGAAAGAUUGUGGAGAUUAUGGGGACUGGAGUGCACCGAUUGGCCGUCACGGACGAAGCCGGUGAACUCGUCGGAAUUGUCAGUCAGUGGAGCCUGGUCAAGUACUUGUGGGACAACAUAAGAACCUUUCCCGCGCUCGAGUCUUUGUACCAACAGACGGUCGAGAAACUAGCAAUCGCCAGUAAAGAAACAGUCUCAAUCCACGGCGACAAACGCGUCCUCGAAGCCUUCGAAACAAUGAACAAACUCAACAUCUCCUCCCUCGCCGUUGUCGAUUCGCAAAACAACCUCAUCGGCAACAUCUCCAUCACGGACGUGAAAUACGUCACCCGCGCAUCCUCCGCUCCCCUCCUCCGAACCACCUGCUCCCACUUCCUCGGUAUCAUUCGGUACGAGCAGGGUGUCGAGAACGGACGCGACAGUUUUCCGGUGUUUUCGGUGAAUCCUGGGAGUAGCCUUGGACAUACCGUGGCUAAAUUGAUUGCCACGAAGAGUCAUCGUAUGUGGGUCACUGUCUCCUCAUCAGCGAGCUCGACCCCGCCAUUGACGAGUGGUCUCCAAACCCACGUACCCGCAAUACAACCCCACUCCAUCGGUGGCCCCGCCCCACCCUCCCCUCAUACCGACCGCCUCGCCUCUACAGCCUCUAACGCCGGGGCAAUCCCUACCUCCGGGGCCGGAGUCGGUUCUGGAAUUCUCCGCGGCGUGGUGUCUCUUACCGACAUCAUCUACUGCUUUGCGAGAGAGGGAGGAAUGAAUGUCGACCCCGGAGAGGCUCGACGGAGGAGACGGAGUUCGAGUGCGUACUCGAGUGCGAGUGGAAACGGGGAUGCGGCGAGGGAUAGGUUCUGGGCGGGGGUUGGGAGUCCGGGGCCGAGGGAGAGGAGGACGAGUGGGUUGGGUGGGAGUGCGGUUGAGUGAGAGUGAGUGAGUUAGACGAUGGAUGGACGAUGGAACAUUUGCUGCAGAGCACUGAUAUCAUUAAGCGGAGACCAACCAGUGAAGUCUCCAUAGGCUAGCCGACCCCCUGAGAUAUGAAUAGGUCGAUGUACG
Molecule: messenger RNA, 1639 nt
Organism: Saitoella complicata NRRL Y-17804
Lineage: Eukaryota; Fungi; Ascomycota; Saitoellomycetes; Saitoellales; Saitoellaceae
Product: CBS-domain-containing protein
Exons: 2
Coding region: 107-1507 (466 amino acids)
Molecular function (GO): protein serine/threonine phosphatase inhibitor activity
Source: RefSeq, a predicted model, not a curated record